Molecule: messenger RNA, 1884 nt
Organism: Schizophyllum commune H4-8
Lineage: Eukaryota; Fungi; Basidiomycota; Agaricomycetes; Agaricales; Schizophyllaceae
Exons: 3
Coding region: 19-1797 (592 amino acids)
Source: RefSeq, a predicted model, not a curated record
CUGCAAUCUCGCUGCGCCAUGCCUCUCCCUAAGGAAGGCAAGCCAUUCCUCAAGAUGAUGGAGGACGCAGUCAGGGAGGCGAACUCGAAGAAACAGGCCGAACUGCUGGUCCCAAUAUCACAGCUCAAAGUCUGGGAGCAGGCCUUCCAAUCCCUCAAUACGAAGGACAUUCCUGCGCAGGCUGAUUGGCAUACCUUUGCUCUGCGCAUGCGUGAAGCGACGGGCGGCUUAGAGCUCUUUUCGGCGGUGUUCCUGCUCUCCCAGGAAGCCAGCACGCAGGCGGCUCUGCGUGUGCUCUGUAAGGGCUUUGAAACCAUCUGGCCCUCUGCCUGGGCGUGGAUUCAGUUCCUUGACCCGCUCUCUGGGCCACUCGACUUGCAACCCAACGAUCACUUCCUCCUCUCGUGCACGGUCCCGGGUGCCCUGGUGGCUGCGCUCUUGCUAGCGUUCAAAGACGGGAGCCGACAGACCCUAGCGACGCUCGGCGGAGAGCCUCUGGAGAAGAUGCUCGCCUUGUGGUAUCAUGACUAUGGAAUAGACGCAUCCAACGCUGCUCUCGUGGAGAUCGAGCGUGGCGAUGAUCUGGGCGUUCAUCUGCGAAACCAGGGCAGUCAGCACAUCCUCGCCAGAUACCUACUGCAGCGCGACUCUCCUUACCACGAGCGCACGGUAGAAGUCCUGCACAGGCUAUGUGGUGGGCGCCCAGGGCGCAUCAGGCGCAGGCUACUCCUGAAUCUGGAACGUGGUCUGCGUUCGCGUCACUCCAUCGACAACGGCGAGUUCUCGCGGACGUACACCGAAGCCCUUGUCCGCUUGUAUGACGUGCCCGCGGAAACGUACUACAUCCCUCCUCCGUCCAAAAGGACUGUGCGACGGAUAACUGGUCACCUCCUCCGCCUCUCCCAGGUGCCUGACACAACCAUCCGCGCAGUAUCCAUGUGCACUGUUCUCCUAUGUUUCUGUAAACGGGAGGGCGGCGAGCGCAUAGUUCGCCUCGCACUCCCGAACGGUCUCCUCGUCGGUCUUCGCAACAUUGUGUCCCACCUCCCUCUCUUGCCACCGUCAAAGGUCAACAAUUGUCCCAAGAUCGGGGAGACCUUCCUGACAAUCAUAACUACGGCGAUCCGACUGCGGCGAGUGACGCGCGAGAUGGUGCGCGAGACAGAUAUCUUACUGGCUUCGGCCAAGGUCUCCGAGUCGAAUAUUCUGCCUAUGCGCUGGGCGCAGUUCCUUGAGGCGAAGAAGAUGCACACGUCAGCGUGGAAAGCGUUCAGAAAGCGACUCAAUACCGUUCGGCGCUGUCGCCAUCUCGAGUGCACGGAACAGGCGCCUUCCGUCAGAAGCUGUGUCUGCCGAGAAGUAUACUAUUGUUCGAAGGACUGCCAACGGAAGCAUUGGCGACAGCAUCGGAUGGAAUGCCCGGGGGAACGAAUGGAACGCGAAUUGACACUCGAAGAUCGUAUUUACCUCGAAGAAGUCACACGCUGCCACGCAAGCAACAACUACACGCACUUGACGCAGAAAAUCGGGAGGCCCGAAAUUAUGGCAAAAAUCAAGAAGGGCUGUGACUUCAAGAUGCAUGUUCUGUAUGACGAGGGCACUCCGAAUGUCAAGUUCAAGGUGAACACGGUGAACGGAGGAGCUGGCGGCGACGCAGGGCGGGUGAUGCUGUAUUUGGUGGGGCAUCUGAAGUACGGCGAGGUGGAAUACACCCUCAAGCUGGAUCCUGAACCGCUGGAAGGGUUUGUGCCCGCGGUCGCUAGGCAACUGAUUCAUAGGUUACGCCCACGGGCGUAACAAGACGGCGCGCACCAUUGUGCCGCUGGCGGUGAUCAGCACGACUAGUGUUCCUGUAUAUAUUACUACUGGAUUACACUUCGCGGC